AUGGAUUUUAUACGCCUUCAAUUCCAGCGUGCAUUCAAACGUCUCGUCGUUCGAAACGGAUAUCUUUCGCGAUUACUACCGCGUGACGAAGGAAAAUUUGUGGGACUGCAAAACGAGUCGAUUCUUUCGUCUAUUCUUUUUGUGGAUAAUAGCAUUCAAGCAAUUAGACAUAAACAUGCUAAUGACUAUCAUGAAUUCUUGUCGAAAGAAAUCACGUCAUUCAAAAACAUAUUGUCUAAAUUUUCGAGUUUACCGGAUUUUAAUUCUAUUUCGAGAGAAUUCAGAGUGGAAAUUUCUUACGCUGAUCAAUCAAGAAUCGAAAAGGCUGCCAAGGCAAAACGUAAAUUUAAUCAGUCGCGCUCGCAUGAUAGUUAUUUGAAUUCCCAAGUCCCUAAUUUUCAAUCAUUAGUAUCGCACAUAGAAGAGGAUGGGUAUGGUUACGUGACAUCUGUGUCAAGGCAUUAUGAUUUACAUAGAUCAGAAAGUAAGAGUUACUACAACAAAAGAAGCAGUUUUUCCGGGAGAUAUGAUAAUAAUUCUUUAUAUGUCGAGGAUGAUUCUGAUAUGGAGAUGGAUUCAGAUUAUGAGUCCUCUUAUAGGCGUAGUG
Molecule: messenger RNA, 607 nt
Organism: Acaulospora colombiana
Lineage: Eukaryota; Fungi; Glomeromycota; Glomeromycetes; Diversisporales; Acaulosporaceae
Source: the annotation of a GenBank genome assembly